This is a messenger RNA of Dioscorea cayenensis subsp. rotundata (Guinea yam), 378 nucleotides long. RefSeq lists its product as uncharacterized. The transcript has a single exon. The record is from RefSeq and is a predicted model, not a curated record. Bases 1 to 378 code for a protein of 125 amino acids. Lineage: Eukaryota; Viridiplantae; Streptophyta; Magnoliopsida; Dioscoreales; Dioscoreaceae.
AUGCAAGAAGAGUUUGAGAUGAGCAUGGUAGGUGAAUUGAACUACUUCUUGGGUUUCCAAAUCAAACAAUGCAAAGAAGGAAUUUUUAUUUCUCAAACCAAGUAUGCACAAAACCUGGUGAAAAGAUUUGGCUUGGAAAAGGCUAGACACAUGAGAACACCCAUGAGUAUGAAUCAGAAGUUGACCAAAGAUAAGCAUGGAAAAGAUGUAGACCCAAGUCUGUACAGAAGCAUGAUUGGAAGCUUACUCUAUCUCAUAGCUAGCAGGCCGGACAUCUCUUUCAGUGUUGGAGUUUGUGCAAGAUAUCAAGCAACACCAAAGGAGUCUCAUUUGAAAGCUGUUAAACGUAUCAUCAUAUAUGUACAUGGUACUGCAUAA